CGUUCAUCUCGAGUUAGUCUCAUUUACCACGUCGUCGAGAGCGAAUUGGUGCGGCGGCGAUCGACGGCGAUCGGCGGCGACAAGUGACCUUCGCGUACACGGCGACGCAUUUAUUUGCAUGCAUUAUACCGAGUAGCAUUAUUUCGUAGCAGCAUUCAAAAUGUUGAGAGCAGCGCGGAGCAGUUGGUCGACGUGUCUUCUAACAAAGAAGGCGAGACUUGCGGUCCCCAGGCAGCUGGCAACAGUUCCAGACAACCACCAAGAGCCGGUCGAGACGCCAACCUUGCCAGAAAGUGCAGAUGUCGUCAUUAUAGGCGGUGGCUCUGCUGGUUGCAACACUCUGUACCAACUAGCUCGUCGGGGGGUACGUGCGGUGCUGCUGGAAAAAGCUCGUCUAACGGCCGGCACCACGUGGCACACGGCCGGCUUAAUUUGGCGUCUGCGGCCCAACGACGUGGAAAUCCAGCUUCUGGCCACCACCAGGGACCUGCUGAUGAGGCUCGAGGCUGAGACCGGCAUCGACCCUGGCUGGAUCAACAAUGGCGGCCUCUUUAUUGCCCAUUCCAAAGAACGUCUUGACGAGUACCGCCGCUUGGCCACCGCCGGCAGAUUUUUCGGGAUCGAAUCCCAAUUGCUGAGCCCCGCUGAGACGAGCCGUCUCUUCCCUUUGAUCGACGAGAAGGCCCUGUACGGAGCCCUGUACAGCCCCGGCGACGGCACCGUCGACCCAACCGGCAUGUGCGCGGCGCUCACCAAAGCGGCCAGCCGCUCUGGCGGCAGGGUUAUAGAAGGAUGCAGCGUGUCCGGCAUUCAAGUGGAAAGAAAUAUGUUCGGAACGAAGCAAAUUUCAGCGGUGAAAACGCCCUUUGGCACCAUCAAAACUGAGUGCGUCGUCAAUUGUGCUGGAGUGUGGGCGCGCGAGAUUGCAGCCAUGGUGGGUCAGCACAUCCCUCUGGUUCCCAUGAAACACGCGUAUGUGGUAACCGAGGAGGUGCCCGGCGGAGCGCGGACCCUGCCAAAUGUCAGAGAUCACGACUCAUCCGUCUACUUUCGAGUGCAGGGGGACGCCUUGUGUGUCGGCGGGUACGAACCCAAUCCCAUCAUUUUGGACAGUGUGGCCAAAGAUUUCAUGUUCGGCCUGUACGAGCUCGACUGGGACGUGUUCGGCGUCCACGUCCGUGGGGCGGUCCAACUGGCUCCUCUCCUGGAAACAACGGGCAUCAAGUCGACAGUUUGCGGGCCGGAAAGUUUCACGCCCGACCAUAAACCCUUGCUCGGCGAGGACCCGAAAAUACGCGGCUUCUUUUACGGGUGCGGAUUCAACUCAUCAGGCAUGAUGUUGGGCGGAGGGUGCGGAGAGCAGCUAGCCCAAUGGAUCAUCAACGGUCGGCCCGAGCUGGCCAUGUACGCCUACGACAUUAGACGCUUCACCACGGAGCAAAGGAAAGACGUGGCGUGGGCCAAAGAGCGCAGUCACGAGAGCUACGCCAAAAAUUACAGCAUCGUCUUCCCGCACGACGAGCCUCUCGCCGGAAGGAAUUUCAAGCAGGGCCCGUUCCAUAAGGAACUACUCGAGGAGGGCUGCGUAUUUCAAGAACGGCUGGGCUGGGAGCGGCCUGGCUGGUUCACCCUGCGAGGCCCCGCUCCAGUCCCGAAAUACGACUGGUACGGUGCUUACGGCAAUUCAAAGAACCCGCCCUCCGUGUAUAAGGAACUGCUCCAGGGCGAUUACUCGUUUGGCCACCCUGAGCAUCACCACGUGAUUGGCCAGGAGUGUCACGCCUGCCGCAAUCAAGUGGCCCUUUUUGACAUGUCCUACUUCGGCAAGCUCUAUUUGAGCGGGCCAGAAGCUCAGUUGGCAGCCGACUGGCUCUUCACCGCAGACACACAGCGGCCCAUUGGCAGAACGGUUUACACGUGCAGCCUGAACAAGCGGGGCGGAGUUGAGGCCGACCUGACUGUCAGCGCGAUCGAAACUGGACAUGGAGGACAAGUGGACCCCAUUUUCAAGGGCAGAGGCUUUUAUUUAGCAGUUGGAGGUGCCUCGGCCCAGCACUCGUGGGCACACAUCAACUGGGUGCUCAAGGAGAGACAGUUCAAGGCUCAAGUUUCUGAUUUGAGCCAAGGAAUGGGACUCCUGUCUAUUCAAGGUCCAAACAGUCGAGCUCUUCUGCAGAAUCUCGUAGACACUGAUCUGAACAACGACUCAUUCCCGUUCUCAACCACGAAGCUAGUCAGAGUUGCAGGCCACCUGUGCCGCGCGAUGAGGAUCAGCUUUGUCGGGGAACUCGGCUGGGAACUGCAUAUCCCGAUCGACUCGUGCAAACACGUGUAUAGGGCAAUCGUGCACGAGGGGAAGAAACACGGUCUCCGCCAUGCGGGCUACCGGGCGAUCGAUUCGCUGAGUGCCGAGAAGGGCUUCCAUUUGUGGAAUGUGGACCUCCGGUCGGACGACAACCCCUUAGAGGCCGGUCUCGGCUUCACGUGCCGCAAAAGUGGCAGCGAUUACCUGGGCCGAGCGGCCGUCGAGGAGACACGCAAAAAGGGGCUCGCCAAGAAGAGGGUUUUCUUCGAACUGAAAGAGCAAGUGCCCGUCUGGGGCCUGGAGGCCGUCUACAGGGACGGAGUAGUCGUCGGCUACCUUAGACGUGGAGAGUUUGGCUUCACGCUCAACGCCAGCGUCGGAUUCGGAUACAUUCGUCGGCCGGAUGGACUGCCAGUGACCAACGACUUCGUCAGCAGCGGAAAAUACGAGAUCGAAGUGAUGGGCGAUCGCAUUCCCGCAGUCGCUCACUUAAAAAGCCCCUUCGAUCCGGCAGGAAAACGGGUGCAGGGAAUUUACGACGACUAACUGUCUAGCCAAGUGAGGCGAAUAUAUAUCGUCUGACGCAACCGCAGCAGAGCGAGGAGUUUCCCAGUCGCUAUGCAGCAACGAAAAUUCAGACCAGACACUCUCCGAGGCACAGAUCUUUUGUUGUAGCUCUACUUUCCCUUUGGGGGAUUACCUUUAUUUUUUAUCGUGUGUUGCCAAAUGCACACUAACUGAGGCAUUAUUUUUUGUAAAUUGGAUUUCAAUAUUAUUAAUGAUCUUAACUGAGCAAUAUGAAAAUAAGCGCUGCCAUUUACUGCCACUUCAAAUGACUUUAACACAUUGUGAUAUUACUUGUAAAUAUGUUCUUCGUGGAUAAGUUAAUAAAAUAUACACCUAUUUGAGCUACAA
This is a messenger RNA of Cloeon dipterum, 3220 nucleotides long. It is a transcript of the gene Sardh, whose product is annotated as Sarcosine dehydrogenase. The transcript has 17 exons. The record is from RefSeq and is a predicted model, not a curated record. Bases 161 to 2851 code for a protein of 896 amino acids. NCBI's taxonomy places the organism in Eukaryota, Metazoa, Arthropoda, Insecta, Ephemeroptera, Baetidae. Gene Ontology annotation, molecular function: protein binding; sarcosine dehydrogenase activity. Gene Ontology annotation, cellular component: cytoplasm; mitochondrial matrix; mitochondrion.